Messenger RNA from Prorocentrum cordatum, 699 nucleotides. The record is from the annotation of a GenBank genome assembly. Lineage: Eukaryota; Dinophyceae; Prorocentrales; Prorocentraceae.
AUGUUCCUGUGCGACGUCGCGGGCCUCGUCUCGGAGGAGGCCGUGCGGCGGCGCGCGGGGGAGAGCGGGGGGCUCCCAGGGGUGGAGACGCUGGAGCGCGGCGACGGCCCAGACGGAGUGUACUCCGCGCUGGCCUCCGUGCGGCUGGAGGCGCCCGCGUACGACGUCUUCCGGCGUCUCUGCGACCCGGAGGAGAACAAGAGGAUCUUCGACCGCACCUGCGCGUCGGUCAACUACCGGCACAUACUGGAGGAGGAUCCAGAGGAACAGUCGCGGCUCAUAGAGGUUAGCAAGACUGGGCGGUGGCGAAUCUUGGGCAUUCCAGUGCACUUCGAGUCCACUGUCUUCGCCGUGGAGGACUGGAAGAGCCUCGAGAUCCGCUUCAGGAUCAAGAGCUCCGGGACCAUGCAGCACUUCUCUGGCUUCUGGAAGAUGUGCCCACUCCGCCAGAACGAGACCGUCGUGCUCUUCUACCAGGAGGCCGUGCCGUCCAUCCCCAUGCCCAAGCUCUUCCGCGCCUUCCUCCAAGCGUCGUCCGGACGCUGUGCGGCUCCCUUCUGGAGGACCUGCGCGACGCCUCGGGCACCUGGGGCACCCGGCCGGUGCCCGACAGCGGGCCGCCGCUCGGCGGCGGCCCGCGGCCCGAGGAGGAGUCGUAGAGACGAGGGCGGGAGAGAAAAGCGAGGAUCUGGAGGCUGA